This is a messenger RNA of Diospyros lotus (date-plum), 7014 nucleotides long. RefSeq names its product protein CELLULOSE SYNTHASE INTERACTIVE 1. Lineage: Eukaryota; Viridiplantae; Streptophyta; Magnoliopsida; Ericales; Ebenaceae. Gene Ontology annotation, cellular component: cellulose synthase complex. Gene Ontology annotation, molecular function: microtubule binding. The record is from RefSeq and is a predicted model, not a curated record. Gene Ontology annotation, biological process: anisotropic cell growth; regulation of cellulose biosynthetic process. Bases 441 to 6743 code for a protein of 2100 amino acids. The transcript is spliced from 8 exons.
UGUUUCUUACAACCCGAUGGUUGGAAAGCUUCUUCCUUCGUUGCGUUAGAUCUCUUCGAAAUAGUUGUUCAAUUCGUGCAUUUCCAUUUCUCUCAUUUUCCCUUGGGAUUCUGUUCUUCAGCGGCUCAAAUUUGCUGCCAUUUCCCAUUUCUUUGUGCAUUUGGUGCUUUUCUAGUCUCUCUGUUCGAUUGAGCUCGGCCAUAGUUGGGCAUUUGUCAUGUAGGAGUGUCGAUCUGGUGUUUUGAGGAGACUUCUUAUCUUUUUUGACUGUGUUCUUGAGCUGGAUCUGAAGAUCUUCAAUCUCAGCAAAGCUGGCGGCAACACUGGCCUGGAGGUUUUCCGCCAACAAUGGCAGCAGCCUUGCAACUAAUGAUCUGGAGAGAAAUGGGGAUGGUAAGCCCCAAGAUUCAGAACCUCCAACUCCACAUUCACUUAUAAAGAUGGGUUCAAGAGAGCGUAGUAGCAUGGAAGAUCCAGAUGGGACAUUGGCAAGUGUUGCCCAAUGUAUUGAGCAGUUGCGGCAAAACUCGUCACCCGUACAGGAAAAAGAGCAUUCUUUGAAGCAGUUGCUUGAGCUUAUUGAUACACGUGAAAGUGCUUUCAGUGCUGUUGGAUCUCAUUCUCAGGCAGUUCCUGUACUUGUGUCUCUUCUUCGAUCAGGAUCUCAUGGGGUGAAGGUGCAGGCUGCUACUGUUUUAGGCUCUUUAUGUAAGGAAAAUGAACUAAGAGUCAAAGUGUUGCUUGGGGGCUGCAUUCCACCAUUGCUUAGUCUCCUUAGAUCCAGCUCUGCUGAAGGUCAAGUUGCAGCUGCUAAGACUAUUUAUGCUGUUUCCCAAGGCGGAGCAAAGGAUCAUGUUGGAUCAAAAAUUUUUUCAACUGAAGGAGUUGUGCCUGUGCUCUGGAAACAACUAGAAAAGGGGCUGAAGGCUGGAAACUUAGUUGAUGGCUUACUUACAGGAGCUUUGAGAAACCUAUCCACCAGCACUGAGGGAUUCUGGCCUGCAACAAUACAAGCUGGAGGGGUUGAUAUACUUGUUAAGUUGCUUACAACUGGACAGUCAAGCACCCAAGCUAAUGUAUGCUUUCUUCUUGCAUGUGUGAUGAUGGAGGAUGCAUCUGUUUGUUCCAAGGUUUUGGCCGGGGAGGCUACAAAGCAACUCCUUAAGCUAUUAGGGCCUGGUAAUGAGGCGUCUGUCAGAGCAGAAGCUGCAGGGGCCCUUAAAUCUCUUUCUGCCCAGUGCAAAGAAGCAAGGCGGGAAAUAGCUAAUUCUAAUGGUAUACCUUCUUUGAUAAAUGCGACAAUAGCUCCUUCAAAAGAAUUCAUGCAAGGUGAGUAUGCCCAAGCUUUGCAAGAGAAUGCAAUGUGUGCUCUUGCAAAUAUUUCUGGUGGUUUGUCAUAUGUUAUAUCCAGCCUUGGUCAAAGCCUUGAAUCGUGUGCUUCACCUGGACAAACAGCUGACACCUUAGGGGCUUUAGCUUCUGCACUUAUGAUAUAUGACAGCAAAGCUGAAACUACCAGAGCAUCUGAUCCUGUGGAUAUUGAGCAGACAUUGGUUAAGCAAUUUAAGCCUCAGUUACCAUUUCUUGUGCAGGAACGGACCAUAGAAGCCCUUGCCAGUUUGUACGGGAAUACAACACUCUCAAACAAACUUGCAAAUUCUGAUGCAAAGCGCCUUCUUGUUGGUUUGAUCACAAUGGCUGCCAACGAAGUUCAGGAUGAGCUUAUCAGAUCUCUGCUAAUGCUUUGCAAUAAUGAAGGUAGUCUAUGGCGUGCCCUUCAAGGUCGUGAGGGGAUUCAGCUAUUGAUUUCUCUUCUUGGGCUUUCAUCAGAACAACAACAAGAAUGUGCUGUUGCAUUACUUUGUCUUUUAUCUAAUGAGAAUGAUGAAAGUAAAUGGGCCAUCACAGCCGCUGGUGGCAUACCUCCACUAGUCCAAAUUUUAGAGACUGGUUCUGCAAAAGCGAAGGAAGAUUCAGCGAAAAUCCUUGGGAAUCUCUGCAAUCACAGUGAGGAUAUACGUGCAUGUGUUGAAAGUGCUGAUGCUGUUCCUGCCUUAUUGUGGCUACUGAAGAAUGGUAGUUCAAAUGGGAAAGAAAUUGCUGCAAAGACAUUGAAUCACUUGAUCCACAAAUCAGAUACAGCUACUAUUAGCCAACUUACUGCAUUGCUAACCAGUGACUUACCUGAAUCUAAAUUUUACAUUCUGGAUGCUUUGAGAAGUAUGCUUUCUGUUGCCCCUAUCACUGAUUUAUUGCGCGAAGGAAGUGCUGCAAAUGAUGCAAUAGAGACAAUGAUAAAAAUUUUAAGCUCUACCAAAGAAGAGACUCAGGCCAAGUCUGCAGCUGCUCUGGCUGGAAUUUUUGAUCUCAGAAAAGACUUGCGUGAAAGUAGCAUUGCUGUCAAAACUCUUUGGUCUGCCAUGAAACUUUUAACCAUCGACUCUGACAACAUCUUAGUAGAAUCUUCACGUUGCCUUGCAGCAAUAUUUCUCUCAAUCAAAGAGAACAAGGAUGUGGCUGCUGUUGCUAGAGAUGCAUUGUCUUCAUUGGUGGUGCUAGCUAACUCCACAGUUCUCCAAGUGGCAGAGCAAGCAACUUGUGCUUUGGCAAAUCUUCUUUUGGACAGUGAAGUUUCAGAAAAAGCUAUUCCUGAAGAAAUCAUUCUACCUGCUACAAGGGUGUUGCGUGAAGGCACAGUUGCUGGUAAGACACAUGCUGCAGCAGCAAUUGCUCGACUACUUCACUCUCGCCAAGUUGAUUCUGCCUUGACUGAUUGUGUGAAUCGUUCUGGAACCAUUCUGGCAUUAGUUACUUUCCUAGAUUCUGCUGCUAAUGGAUCUGCUGCCAUGUCAGAGGCACUAGAUGCACUGGCCUUUAUGUCAAGGUCAGAAGGUGCUGGUGGACAUAUCAGACCGGCUUGGGCAGUUCUAGCAGAAUUUCCAGACAGCAUAGCCCCAAUAGUCUCAUGUAUUGCUGAUGCGUCACCUUUGCUGCAGGACAAAGCCAUAGAAAUAUUAUCACGGCUUUGCCAAACUCAGCCUGAUGUCCUAGGAAACACAAUCGCUUGUGCUUAUGGAUGUAUUGCAUCAAUUGCUGGAAGAGUUAUCAGUGUGUCAAACAAAAGGGUCAAAAUUGGAGGAACUGCACUUCUUAUUUGUACUGCAAAAGUAAAUCACCAGAGAGUUGUGGAAGAUUUGAAUCAAUCAAAUUCACACAGCCUUCUUAUAAACUCUCUUGUUGGAAUGCUUAAUUAUUCCAGAAAUGAGAGGGAUACGGAGGCCAUAAACAUUUGUAGGCAAACUGAAGAGGGGGGGCAUGGUGAAAAUGAGAGAAGUACAGCAGUUAUUGCUGGUGCAAACCUGGUCAUAUGGCUACUCUCUGUCCUUGCCAGUCAUGACGACAAAAGUAAAAUUGAGAUUAUGGAGGCUGGAGCAGUUGAAGUCCUCACUGAGAGAAUCUCCCAUUGUUUGUCACAAUACACUCAGGUUGAUUCUAAAGAGGACAGUAGCAUAUGGAUUUGUGCCCUGCUACUAGCAAUUCUGUUUCAAGAUCGAGAUAUCAUAAGAGCACAUGCAACCAUGAAGUCUAUACCGGUCCUUGCCAAUUUGUUGAAAUCAGAGGAGUCAGCAAACAGAUACUUUGCUGCACAAACUAUGGCCAGUCUAGUCUGUAAUGGUAGCAGGGGCACCCUUUUGUCUGUUGCAAAUUCUGGGGCAGCAGGUGGGCUCAUUUCCUUGCUUGGUUCUGCUGAUGUUGAUAUAUGUGAUCUUCUGGAGUUGUCAGACGAAUUUUCUUUGGUACGUUAUCCAGAGCAAGUUGCUCUUGAGAGGCUGUUUAGGGUUGAUGAUAUCAGGGUUGGUGCCACUUCUCGAAAAGCAAUUCCCGCCCUCGUCGAUCUACUUAAACCGAUUCCAGAUCGUCCUGGGGCACCUUUUCUUGCACUUGGGCUUCUGAUUCAGCUUGCUAAGGAUUGCCCCCCAAAUAAGAUUGUUAUGGUAGAAUCAGGAGCUCUGGAAGCACUGACCAAGUAUCUUUCACUUGGUCCACAAGAUGCAACAGAGGAAGCUGCUACUGAUUUACUGGGAAUCCUCUUCAGCAGUGCUGAAAUACGAAGACAUGAAUCUGCAUUUGGUGCUGUCAGUCAACUUGUAGCAGUUUUACGUUUAGGUGGAAGGGCUGCCAGGUACAGUGCUGCUAAAGCAUUGGAAAACCUCUUUUCUGCUGACCAUAUUAGGAAUGCAGAAACAGCCAGGCAAGCUGUUCAACCAUUGGUGGAAAUUCUAAAUACUGGUCUGGAGAGGGAACAACAUGCUGCUAUCGCUGCAUUGGUUAGGUUAUUGAGUGAGAACCCAUCAAGAGCCCUUGCUGUUGCAGAUGUUGAGAUGAAUGCAGUUGACGUGCUUUGCAGGAUUCUUUCAUCCAAUUGUUCAAUGGAAUUGAAAGGGGAUGCUGCAGAAUUAUGUUGUGUUCUUUUUGGAAAUAUGAGAAUCAGGUCAACAAUGGCUGCAGCUCGCUGUGUUGAGCCUCUGGUCUCUCUGCUUGUAACUGAGUUUAGCCCUGCACAGUAUUCAGUUGUCCGUGCAUUGGAUAAACUCUUGGAUGAUGAGCAACUAGCAGAAUUAGUUGCUGCACAUGGUGCAGUUAUUCCACUUGUUGGCCUACUUUAUGGUAGGAAUUACAUGCUUCAUGAGGCUAUUUCCCGAGCUCUUGUGAAGUUGGGGAAAGACAGGCCUUCUUGCAAGAUGGAAAUGGUAAAAGCUGGAGUAAUUGAGAGUGUGCUUGAUAUUCUCCAUGAAGCACCCGAUUUUCUUUCUGCUGCUUUUGCAGAAUUGCUCCGUAUAUUGACAAAUAAUGCUACCAUUGCUAAGGGCCCUUCUGCUGCAAAAGUGGUUGAGCCGCUUUUCUUGUUGCUAACAAGACCUGAGUUUGGACCUGAUGGACAGCAUAGUGCUCUACAGGUCCUAGUUAAUAUUCUGGAGCAUCCACAAUGCCGUGCUGACUAUAACUUGACGCCUCACCAAGCUGUUGAACCACUUAUUCCUCUUCUAGAUUCUCCAUCUCCAGCUGUGCAGCAGUUAGCGGCUGAGCUUCUGUCUCAUCUACUGUUGGAAGAACAUCUUCAAAAGGAUCCACUGACACAACAAGUGAUUGGACCUUUGAUACGUGCUCUUGGUUCUGGGAUACAUAUUCUACAGCAAAGAGCUGUAAAGGCUCUUGUGGGCAUUGCUCUAACUUGGCCAAAUGAAAUUGCAAAAGAAGGCGGUGUUGGUGAACUAUCCAAAGUGAUAUUACAAGCCGAUCCUUCACUUCCUAAUGUCUUGUGGGAGUCGGCAGCUUCUGUUCUGUCCUGUAUUCUGCAGUUUAGUUCUGAAUUUUAUUUGGAAGUACCUAUUGCUGUCUUGGUGAGGUUGCUUCGUUCUGGCUCAGAAAGCACAGUAACUGGUGUGCUGAAUGCUCUUCUGGUGUUGGAAAUUGAUGAUGGUACUAGUGCAGAAGCAAUGGCAGAAAGUGGAGCAAUUGAGGCCCUUCUGGAACUGCUCAGAUCUCAUCAGUGUGAGGAAGCUGCUGCAAGACUGCUGGAGGUGUUGCUGAACAAUGUGAAGAUCAGAGAAUCAAAGGCUACCAAGUCCGCUAUUUUGCCAUUGUCUCACUAUCUUUUGGAUCCACAAACUCAAGGUCAACAGGCCAGGUUAUUGGCAACUCUUGCACUUGGUGAUAUAUUCCAGAAUGAGACUCUUGCUCGAACUACAGAUGCUGUUUCAGCUUGCCGGGCUCUAGUGAAUCUGCUGGAGGACCAACCCACAGAAGAAAUGAAAGUUGUGGCUAUUUGUGCAUUGCAAAACCUUGUAAUGUAUAGCCGGUCCAACAAGAGAGCAGUUGCAGAAGCUGGUGGUGUUCAGGUUGUACUGGAUCUGAUUGGUUCAAGUGAUCCAGAUACAUCAGUUCAGGCUGCCAUGUUUGUUAAACUGCUAUUCUCUAACAAUACUAUUCAGGAAUAUGCUUCCAGUGAAACAGUGAGAGCUAUUACUGCUGCCAUAGAGAAGGAUCUAUGGGCAUCUGGAACUGUGAAUGAAGAAUAUCUGAAAGCUCUAAAUGCACUCUUCAGCAAUUUCCCACGUCUGAGGGCCACUGAGCCUGCAACACUCAGUAUUCCCCAUCUAGUGACAUCUCUCAAGACUGGUUCAGAGGCAACACAAGAAGCUGCAUUGGAUGCAUUGUUUCUUCUCCGGCAAGCAUGGUCAGCAUGUCCAGCUGAAGUCUCUAGAGCGCAAUCAGUUGCUGCUGCAGAUGCAAUUCCUUUGCUACAGUAUUUAAUUCAGUCAGGUCCACCUCGGUUUCAGGAGAAAGCAGAAUUUCUUUUGCAGUGUUUACCAGGGACGCUGGUAGUAAUAAUUAAACGUGGCAACAAUAUGAAGCAGUCAGUUGGAAAUCCAAGCGUGUUUUGCAAGCUUACACUUGGCAACACUCCACCAAGACAAACAAAGGUGGUAUCCACUGGUCCUAAUCCAGAAUGGGAUGAGAGCUUUGCCUGGUCCUUUGAAAGUCCACCGAAAGGCCAGAAGCUUCAUAUCUCAUGCAAGAAUAAGAGCAAAAUGGGGAAGAGCUCAUUUGGAAAAGUAACGAUCCAGAUCGAUCGGGUUGUGAUGCUGGGAGCGGUUGCUGGGGAAUACACUCUCUUACCAGAGAGCAAAAGCGGGCCUUCACGGAAUCUGGAAAUAGAAUUCCAGUGGUCUAACAAAUAACAGCGGCCCCACCAUAUAUCCUGAGAGGUCCAUUGUAAUAACUCUGCACCAUAAUAUAAUAAUUGUAGGAAGAUGAUAAGUGCUGCUUUCUUUGUUUGUUUGUUUGUUGUUGAGUUUAUUUAUAUGUCAGUGUAUAUAGUCUGCGGGGAAUUUUACAGUUGAUAGUGCUGUUAUUCAUUUCUUUUUUUUUUUUUUUUUCUUACAGUCUUGGAAAAGGCUCAUUUUGUUAAAAAAACAUUCUUUCUGUAAACUCAUUUGUUUGUGUCUGCUC